CAAACACACGGUUUCUACAGCCGAAUCGUUGAAAAUCGUUACUGUAUAAUUUCUACGACUCGCAGUACACAUCACAGCACCGCAGGGUGAACAACACAGUAAGAUUACAACACAGCGAGUGAUUUAAAGUUAAUAUUUAAUAUAUUCAUUAGUAACGAGUGGAUAAAACGAUGUCUGCGCCCGACGGAGAAAAUGGUGUCUUUCUAUUCAUGGAUGAGGACGUGCUUGAAAACGAUUCGGAGGAAGUUUAUCAAUUUUACAAGUUCGAGAAUGAAUUAAUGUUUCUGAAGAAUACAAUUGAUUUCAAGAACGAAAUUAAAAGACUAGAAUUCUUAGUUAAACUAGAUUCAUUAAUUGAAGCUUGGGAGGGGAAUCCUCCAGAUCUUCGAAAAAUUUUUGGAGAUGGAGAAGUAGAGUUACUCAUUUUUGAUUAUAUACCAAACAGGAUGAAACGAAGAUUAAGUUGGGAAGAAAGUCAAGCAGCUGCACGAUUCAUUCGUUUUGUUAUCGACGCUGGCUACAACAACGAGCCCAAAUUGGAAAACGACCAGGUAACAUCGGUGCGCGGCACAACGCCGAUUCAUCAAGCAUACGAAUUCGGUUAUUAUAACGUCGUCGAGGAUCUGUUUGAAGUUUACAACCGAUUUGACGUCACCUACAUCGACGAUCGGGGAAUGACGCAUUUCCAUAUAGCCUGUAAUCAUGGCAGAAUCGACAUCGUUUCGAAAUUCCUCGAGGCGCCCGGUCGCAAUAUCGAUUGUCAAAGUUACACCCUGACGCCGCUGUGUUUGGCACUGCAGCAAGGCCACACGCGCGUGGUCGAAGAGCUGCUGAAAAAAGGUGCCAAUCCGAAUUUGGAACAUCCAAAAAAAUCAACUCCUCUGCACUUCAUUUGCAAGAAGAACAAGUACACAAAUUUGGCGGAAGUUUUUGUCGAGCUCUGCGACAAGUUCUCCAAGGAGAAUCCAGUACGGAUCGAUAAACAGGACGAGUCGGAUCGGACGCCGCUGCACUGGGCACUGCAGCACAGCGAUGCCUCGACGACCACAAUUGAAUUUUUACUAAAAAGCGGCGCCGAUCCCAAUUCGGUCGACGCAGAAGGAUCGACUCCUCUGCACAUUAUCUGUCAAAGGCAGGAAUAUAAGGAUGAUAAGUCGGCGGAACUUUUCUUCAAGAUAAUGGACGAUCGGCAACAAACGGUGCAGAUCGACGCUAAGGACAACUCGGAACGGACACCCCUUCAAUGGGCCGUGGCUAACUUCCUACCGAGUGUGGUAAAAAUUUUGCUGGACCAUUGUGCCGAUCUGUCCAACUUCUGUUUUCCGGAAGAGUCGCACUUAAAAGAAAUAGUUAGAGGCUAUGAUGGUAAAAAAUUCCAAAUGCCAAUGCAUAAAUUAAUUUUUGCAUCUAGAACUUUGGAAACUCUUCACAUACUGAAGUUAAAGGGAUAUCAGUUGGAACAAGACGAUGCCAUGAAAAUCAUGAAGGUUUUUGCUAAAUUUAAAAUGUUCGAGAAGUCGGCGGAUAACGUCGAUCCAAAUUGGUACGACCGCGAUAGUGCUUUCGCGAAGAAAGCGAAAAAAAUAAUGUUCACAGGGCGAUUGUCGCUCUACAGCUUGAUUCGGUCCCAGUACGUGCAGGAUUAUGCGGAACGACUGACUUACGAAAAUUAUACCGAAUUCGUGCGCUCAUCCGGAUGGGAUGAACUGUUGUUGACGAGACUUUGGCAGAUCUGUGACGUGCGACUGUGCGAAAGACUCUUGGCAAGAUUUUUCCAAAAUUGGUCAUUGAAACCUUUUAUGAAUUUAACGCAGCGCCGAUUACCGGAACUGUGCUCCGAAAUGGUGCUCGAGAAGUUGAACGACGAGGAUUUAUUCAACAUUUGCUUUGGGGCUUCGGGACAAAGUCCCGAACUGUUAACAAAUGAACCUGUCAAUAGUGUAAAUGUCGUUUUGUGAGUGUUAAAAUGAGUUUUUCAAUUUGUUUUUACAUUAAAUAUUGUAGCUUUGUUUUGCCUUUUCAAAACUUUUAAAAUCUCAAAAAACCGACUUAUUCGGCUUCAACAGCUCAAAUAACACUGAAUUUCAACGUUUUUUUGCUUAUCAUUGCCUUAAGUAUUGACUUACAUAUUUAUUUCAAAAUAUGAAGAAGUAGUUAAAAUGUAGUUAUAAAUGUUCAUAACUUGUAUUAUGAAAAAUAAUACAAACAAAAUAAUGCAAAAAUAAUUUUUAUUUAUAACUGUUUAUAAGUAGAACUCUCUAGCGAAACAAUUACGUAUUAACAUAUAUAAAUUCACAUUUUUUGUCAAGACACUCAAAUGUAUUUUAGUCGUAGUUAUAACUAAAAUGUUUUUAAGUAAUGGCUUUUGUAUCGUAAGAAUGUAAUUUGAAUAAGCUAAUAAUGUUUAAAAUGUUUUACCUGAACUCGACCAAAGGUACACUUUGUACAGUCGUACGAUAAAUUAUAAAGUCAAAAAAUGUAGGAUUAUCAAUUGUAAUAGAUUUCUUCAAACAUGAAAAAUAUUGCUUCGAUGUAAUAAACAUUUGACAUAACACCA
Trichogramma pretiosum is the source of this 2557-nucleotide messenger RNA. RefSeq names its product ankyrin-1-like. Gene Ontology annotation, molecular function: protein binding. The transcript has a single exon. The record is from RefSeq and is a predicted model, not a curated record. Bases 171 to 1958 code for a protein of 595 amino acids. Lineage: Eukaryota; Metazoa; Arthropoda; Insecta; Hymenoptera; Trichogrammatidae.